AUGGAUGAUCUAGGUGAGCCGACAUGGGGGAUGCGCGUCACGUUGGCUCUCCUCAUCCUGCUCUUCAUCUCUCCAUCGUCGGAGGAUAGCGGGAGAUGCGUGCCGCGUUCAUGUCGAGACUUCGAUGAGGAGUGCUGGAGCAAUGCCGAGAGUCUCUCCUCUCAAGGUGAGGCCCUUGCGGACCAGGGACGCUUUAGCGACGCGAUGCAAUGUUUCACGUAUGCAGCCAACUCGCUGCAAGAUGAGCGAUUGCUUUCUCGCCCUUCAGCUCUGCCCUACGAGAGGAGGAGGGUGUUGUUUCGGUUGUAUUCUUCAGCCUCGCUGGCAAUAUUGCGGGCGAGAAGAGGAGGUGGAGCAGUCGGGGAUGACUGGCUGAAGACAUGGCUGAGACGCGCCGUACAGAUAGUCUCUCCCUCAGCGCAAAUCUUGUUCGACGAGAAUGACUUGGAUGAGGAGCAGGAGGCAGCAAGCAAGACUCCCCCCGAUCGGGCGGAUGUGGAGAGUUGCCAAAGGAAGGAGUGCGAGGAACAUGCGAGGGAGAAGGAUUGGGAUUCUGCAUUUUUUUGCCAGCAAGAUUUCUUGUUGUGCUCGUCUCUUCGACUUCCUGCCUCCAAGUCUGCCAUGGCUAGUUUGGCUUGGCAGAUUUUCCGCCUUGGUGCCUUUGGCCACCUUCAUGGGAAUUUUCAUCUUGUGGAAAGGCUCAUCAGUGACUUGGAGGCUUUCGAACUCGGGCAGGAGCCCGAGGAGAUGAAAACUUUGAAGCUCAACAACCUUGUGAGCAUGGCAAAGGCUUACGAGAAGUCCGAAAAGUACGCAGCAUCGUUGAAGGCCUAUGGAAGGUUGGACUAUCUUGUCUUAGCAUGA
Molecule: messenger RNA, 864 nt
Organism: Guillardia theta CCMP2712
Lineage: Eukaryota; Cryptophyceae; Pyrenomonadales; Geminigeraceae
Exons: 8
Coding region: 1-864 (287 amino acids)
Source: RefSeq, a predicted model, not a curated record